AUGGAAAUUUCGUGGUUGCUGAUUUUCGGCUGGUGUCUCGCAUCGGUCACGAGUUUCGAUCUUGGACCGAUCAUCAGGAUCGCGCAGUGCAGAUCGCAAUGCCUCAAAAAGCAUACCGCCGAUGGGAUUUGCGAUUGGUACACAGGACACCAGCAAACCACUUGCAGCAUGUGCUGGCAGUACUGCGAGGCCCUCGAGAACCGGUGGGAGAAGACGAGAACCAUUUGCGAGGGCGACCAGUAUCUACAUUGUCCAGCGUGCCAAACAGCCUGCACUUUCCGGAAAACGAGGGUGGAGGAAAAGUACCUCCCGUCGAUGUUGCCAGCACCAAAGAAGGCGCCCAUCAACUUGGACAAAUUCGACGUGUCGGUAGUGAUGCGCAAACUGUACAAGCAAUGGCGAGUGAACGGAUACUAUCCUGGUGAACGGACACCGAGCCUUAAGCCGGACACCUGGAUAAUCGUCGCGAUGGAGGACGGGGUCAAGCACUACAGUUGGCAAGAGUGGGUUCCGACGCUGGAGUCCUUGAAGGAAGGUCCUCUGUACGAGGCGACCAUCUCCUGGAAAGACGUCCAGACUCAGUUACAGAAACAGAGAGCUUUGCAGCAGGUUCGGUUCAACAAUCGGGUUAGACAGUUUUUCCUGGAAAAAUACGGAGAAAAAGUACUAGCGGAAUGGCGAAGCCAGGAGGACUCUCAGAUCUCCGACGAGAUAUUCCGAAGGUUCUUCUUCAGAAGGAAGGACGACCGCGCCGACGAGUCGUUGGAAGCCGACAACACACCCUCCACCAGCAGCGCCUACAACGACAGGAUGGACAAGGACCAAUCGGGUAACAAGGAGUCGUACGUGGUGUCCUGGGAGCCCGAGACAGGGGGCCUUAUGGGAAACCAAGUGGCGGACUCGAAUACUGCGCAGAUUUCUCUGACCCCUGGCACCAAAUACCUUGUCAGGAUCGCCUCGAACGACGGGCCAGGCAGCUUUCCCAUCGAAGUGGACACGAGGUCCAAUUCCGUUCAGGCUGAAAGGAUAGAGUCGACGUUUCAGGACCUCUACCCUUGGGACAUCGUCGCUGCCUACGUGUCCGCGGCGAUCUUAGUGGUCGUCGUCAGUAUGAUCAAAGUGUGCAAAAAGAGCAAGAGCUUCGAGGUGGAGGAAGUUUGA
Messenger RNA from Colletes gigas, 1161 nucleotides. RefSeq lists its product as uncharacterized. The coding region runs from base 1 to 1161 and encodes 386 amino acids. The transcript has 3 exons. The record is from RefSeq and is a predicted model, not a curated record. Lineage: Eukaryota; Metazoa; Arthropoda; Insecta; Hymenoptera; Colletidae.